CCGUAGCUGUCCGGUGCUCCCGCGGCCACUGAGUAGCGUUCUCAAGUUCUCAGCGGCUUUGCCGGCGUCGUCCCCUAGGCAGCCGCCCGCGUCCGGGUUCCUCAGCAGGCCCGGCUCGACCGGGAGCGACAACGAAGCCCUGGAGAAGCCACCGUCCCCGCCGCCGCCUCCUCGGGCACAGAUCUCGCCUGGGCUGGGGAAGGUUGGAGCCCUCCCCAACCGCCGCCUGGGUGCUGUCCGUGGCGGCCUCAUGUCGUCGCCACCGGGCCGCCGCGCCCGCCUGGCGUCCCCCGGGACCAGCCGCCCGACUACUGAGGCCCGCGAGGAGCUGCGGCGUCGCCUGCGGGACCUCAUCGAGGGCAACAGGGUGAUGAUCUUCAGCAAGAGUUACUGUCCUCACAGCACGCGGGUUAAAGAACUCUUUUCGUCCUUGGGAGUGGUCUAUAACAUCCUGGAACUUGAUCAAGUUGAUGACGGAGCCAGUGUUCAGGAAGUGCUGACAGAAAUCAGUAACCAGAAAACGGUGCCCAAUAUUUUUGUGAAUAAAGUGCACGUGGGUGGAUGUGACCGAACUUUCCAGGCACAUCAGAAUGGUUUACUGCAGAAGCUCCUCCAGGACGACUCGGCUCAUGAUUACGACCUCAUCAUCAUCGGCGGGGGCUCUGGUGGUCUCUCUUGUGCCAAGGAAGCUGCCAACUUAGGAAAGAAGGUCAUGGUGCUAGAUUUUGUGGUUCCAUCGCCUCAGGGCACGUCCUGGGGCCUUGGCGGCACCUGUGUGAAUGUAGGCUGUAUUCCAAAGAAGCUGAUGCAUCAGGCAGCCCUCCUGGGGCAUGCUUUGCAAGAUGCCAGGAAAUAUGGCUGGGAGUAUAACCAGCAGGUGAAGCACAACUGGCAGGCCAUGACGGAAGCUAUCCAGAACCACAUUGGCUCCUUGAACUGGGGCUACAGGGUAACCCUUCGGGAGAAAGGCGUGACCUAUGUCAACUCCUUCGGGGAGUUUGUGGACCUGCAUAAAAUAAAGGCAACCAAUAAGAAAGGGCAGGAAACAUUUUACACUGCUUCGAAGUUUGUCAUAGCAACAGGUGAAAGGCCGCGGUACCUGGGAAUCCAGGGAGAUAAAGAGUACUGUAUUACGAGUGACGACCUGUUCUCUCUGCCGUACUGCCCGGGGCGCACAUUAGUCAUAGGUGCCUCUUAUGUUGGUCUGGAGUGUGCGGGCUUUUUGGCUGGCUUGGGGUUAGAUGUGACAGUCAUGGUACGCUCCGUCCUUCUUCGUGGCUUUGAUCAAGAAAUGGCAGAGAAAGUGGGAUCCUACCUGGAACAACAAGGCGUCAAAUUCCAAAGGAAAUUCACCCCCAUUUUGGUUCAACAGUUGGAGAAAGGCUUACCUGGAAAAUUGAAAGUUGUGGCUAAGUCCACUGAAGGACCGGAAACAGUAGAAGGGAUAUACAACACGGUUUUGUUAGCAAUUGGUCGUGACUCCUGUACAAGGAAAAUAGGGCUGGAGAAGAUCGGGGUCAAAAUCAAUGAGAAGAACGGCAAAAUACCAGUAAAUGAUGUGGAGCAGACCAAUGUGCCUCAUGUUUAUGCUAUUGGGGACAUACUGGACGGCAAACCAGAGCUCACUCCUGUUGCCAUACAGGCAGGCAAGCUGCUAGCUCGAAGACUCUUUGGGGUCUCUUUAGAAAAGUGUGAUUAUAUUAACAUCCCAACAACGGUGUUCACACCUCUGGAAUAUGGCUGUUGUGGACUAUCUGAAGAGAAAGCCAUCGAAAUGUAUACAAAGGAGAAUCUGGAAGUGUAUCACACCUUGUUUUGGCCUCUUGAGUGGACAGUUGCUGGCAGAGACAACAACACCUGUUAUGCAAAGAUAAUCUGCAACAAAUUCGACAACGAGCGUGUGGUAGGAUUUCACCUUCUGGGGCCAAAUGCUGGUGAAAUCACGCAGGGAUUUGCAGCUGCAAUGAAAUGUGGGCUCACGAAGCAGCUACUGGAUGACACCAUUGGAAUCCACCCCACUUGUGGUGAGGUAUUUACAACGUUGGAAAUCACAAAGUCCUCAGGGCUGGACAUUACUCAGAAAGGCUGCUGAGGCUAGCCCUGCUGCUGUUGGGUUUCCCUGUCACUUUCACUCUGUGCCCAUGACAUCUGCUUGGGCACUGGAGACCAGUGCAGGGCUUUCUCCUGGCAUAGAGACGAGAAGGUGGCAGAGGACUAGCAGCAGCAGCAGCAGCAGCAGCAUCUGGAGUCUCAGCUUUCGGCAUGCAGCAGCCAGGCUGCAUCCUUGACGCCUUGGCUCGGAACCUGCAGAGGUGAGCCAGGGCCGACUUCUGCACGUCAGCCUCGACUCCCCCCUCCCCCCCCCCCCCGAGAGGCCUUGGAUGGCACAGUGAGCCCACCUCCCUUUCCCAGUUGCUAGUGCUUUGACCCCUCACUUUGUUUCCAUGAAGAGAUUAUCUUUUUUUCAGUUGUGGACUUGACUGUAAAGAGGCUUGUUGCCCGAAGUGUAGCACUUAGGGAUCUGUGGUGUUUGGGGAGCCAGGUUAGAGCAGUUGGCUGCACUGGCCUCCCCGGAAUAUAACCUGCUGUCAGAAGCCUGACUUAAACCUCACUCCUUGCACAGCUCCUGAGGGGAGAACCGGGAAGCCAUUCUCCUCCCAGCCUCUAGUCUAACAGAGCAUCACAAAGAAGAGAAAAAAAAUUCCUUGUAUUGCUAUCAGUUUUUCAUGUUUAUCUUAAGGGUACUAUUAAAAGAGAUUUUACUACAA
This is a messenger RNA of Mus pahari (shrew mouse), 2768 nucleotides long. It is a transcript of the gene Txnrd3, whose product is annotated as thioredoxin reductase 3. Gene Ontology annotation, biological process: cellular response to oxidative stress; cell redox homeostasis; glutathione metabolic process. NCBI's taxonomy places the organism in Eukaryota, Metazoa, Chordata, Mammalia, Rodentia, Muridae. Bases 251 to 2092 code for a protein of 613 amino acids. The transcript has 16 exons. Gene Ontology annotation, molecular function: flavin adenine dinucleotide binding; glutathione-disulfide reductase (NADPH) activity; thioredoxin-disulfide reductase (NADPH) activity. The record is from RefSeq and is a predicted model, not a curated record. Gene Ontology annotation, cellular component: mitochondrion; cytosol.